Messenger RNA from Anopheles maculipalpis, 582 nucleotides. RefSeq lists its product as uncharacterized. Lineage: Eukaryota; Metazoa; Arthropoda; Insecta; Diptera; Culicidae. Bases 1 to 582 code for a protein of 193 amino acids. The transcript has 2 exons. The record is from RefSeq and is a predicted model, not a curated record.
AUGUCGAAUUUCAUCUCGGAGGAAUGUGCUCGAAAGCUGUUGACCAACCGCAACAAGGUCAAUAUCGCUGUACCGGGCAUCGGAAAUGCGGUGCAGCAAGUAAAAGGUUCGAUCGUCGCAACAGUUCGGUCCAAGACGCAACCCUUUGCUACGGAUAUAGCAUUCCUGGUGUUGGACAAGCCGUCAGCCAACAUCCCUAUUUCACCGACGGACAGCUCAUCAUGGAAAAUGCCGAAUGUGGCAUUAGCUGAUAGCACCUUCUACAUCCCUGGGCAAAUCGAUAUCGUCAUAGGAGGCGAUUCUUACUGGGAGCUUCACACUGGUCACAAACGCUCUCUCGGCGUGGGAAGACCGUGGCUGGUGGAAACUCAUUUCGGUUGGAUUGUUACCGGAAACAUUCACCAUUCAUCACCUGGUCCGCGAAAUCUCGCAACAAACGACAUUCCAUUGGAAGAUACCAUGCAGCGGUUUUGGCAGAAUGAAACCAUAGUCGAUGAUCCUGUGCUAUCGGUUGAAGAGGAUGCUUGCGAAAGACACUACGUGUCAGAAACCGUUCGCAAUACAUCGGGAAGGGUAUUUUAA